UAACCCUUGUUAAUUUACAGGUUUACCCUUUGAUGACUUGCUAUAUAUUUCCGUUACUCCUUUUGGUUUUAAGUGCAGUUUCAAAGUCUUCCCAACGUAAACAUGACAAAAAUGGUUUCUAGCUUUCUUCUGCUCUUUCUGGCAUUCAACCUUGCAAAAUCUGACCCAUUCCUCGGAGUGAACUAUGGCCAAGUCGCCGACAACCUUCCACCAGCAUCCGCAACCGCAAAACUCCUCCAAACCACCGCCUUUGAAAAAGUACGACUAUACGGAACCGAUCCCGCCAUAAUAAAAUCCCUCGCAAACACCGGAAUCGGAAUCGUAAUCGGAGCCGCAAACGGCGACAUUCCCUCCCUCGCUUCCGAUCCAAGUUUCGCCAAAACCUGGAUAUCGACCAACGUCCUCCCUUACUAUCCCGCCAGCAACAUCAUCCUCAUCACCGUCGGCAACGAAGUCAUCACUUCAAAUGAUACAAAUCUCAUAAACGGAAUGUUACCAGCUAUACAGAACAUUCAAAAAGCGCUUGAUGAAGCUUCUCUUGGUGGUAAAAUUAGGGUUUCUACUGUUCAUACGAUGUCGGUUUUGAAAAACUCGGAGCCACCUUCUGCUGGAAGUUUUCAUGAUGAAUAUAGUACCGUUUUGCAGGGUUUGUUGUCGUUUAAUAAGGAUACUGGUUCUCCUUUUGCUAUUAAUCCUUAUCCUUAUUUUGCUUAUAAAAGUGAUCCUGGAAGGGCUGAUAAUUUAGCUUUUUGCCUUUUCCAACCGAAUGCCGGUCGGGUUGAUGCAAAUACUAAGCUCAAUUACAUGAAUAUGUUUGAUGCUCAGGUGGAUGCUGUUAGAUCUGCACUAGAUUCUAUGGGUUUUAAGGAUGUUGAGAUUGUGGUUGCGGAGACAGGGUGGCCUUACAAAGGAGAUAACGACGAGGCUGGACCGAGCAUUGAGAAUGCAAAGGCUUACAACGGUAAUCUGAUUAAGCACCUGCGAUCUAAGGUUGGGACACCCCUGAUGCCAGGAAAAUCAGUGGACACAUACAUCUUUGCCUUGUAUGAUGAGGACUUGAAGCCUGGAGCUGGUUCUGAGAAAGCCUUUGGGCUUUACAACACUGAUCAAUCGAUGAUCUAUGACGCUGGCCUCUCUAAGCAACAAAGCACUACUCCUACACCUACUAGCAGCCCCGUGGUCUCCCCGAUUAAUCAAGAUGUGUCAAAAUCUCCUAUGAAUUCAACGCCAAAAGUUCCAAGUCCAACAACGCCGUAUAAUAGUAACAUAGCAUGGUGUGUGCCAAAAGCAGGAUUAACUGAUGUGCAACUACAAGCAAAUUUGGAUUAUGCUUGUGGGCAGGGGAUUGAUUGUAGCUUAAUCCAACCAGGAGGUGCUUGUUUUGAACCUAACACGUUAGCUAACCAUGCUGCAUACGCCAUGAAUCUCUUCUAUCACACUGUUGGGCAAAAUCCAUUAACUUGUGAUUUUUCACAAACAGCCACACUAACAUCAAAUAACCCAAGUUAUAAUAGUUGUAUUUAUACUGGAGGGAAUGCAUAACCUAAAAAACAAGAAAGUAGAUAAAGGAUGAUGCUAUUUUUAUUUUUGUUGUUUUAACUUUUAAUUAUUGUUUAUUAAUUAUCGUUAAAAAAAUGUUUUGGUUUGAAGAGUGCUCGGAAAUAAAAGAGUGGUGUCUGUGCAGAGGAGGGUCUUCCUCCUCCUCUAUUUCUGUUAACGUUUUUAAUGUCUCUAUUAGAAGCAAGCUGUGCAUUUUCUAUGAUGUAUGUUUGUUGAGUCAUUAUUGAAAUCUUGAUAUCCAAGUUAUUCAAAUAA
This is a messenger RNA of Medicago truncatula (barrel medic), 1815 nucleotides long. Its product is annotated as glucan endo-1,3-beta-glucosidase 7. Lineage: Eukaryota; Viridiplantae; Streptophyta; Magnoliopsida; Fabales; Fabaceae. The record is from RefSeq and is a predicted model, not a curated record. Gene Ontology annotation, biological process: carbohydrate metabolic process. The transcript has 5 exons. Gene Ontology annotation, molecular function: hydrolase activity, hydrolyzing O-glycosyl compounds. The coding region runs from base 103 to 1542 and encodes 479 amino acids.